Sorex araneus (European shrew) is the source of this 2292-nucleotide messenger RNA. RefSeq names its product X-ray repair cross complementing 2 (gene XRCC2). The transcript is spliced from 3 exons. Gene Ontology annotation, molecular function: four-way junction DNA binding; ATP binding; ATP-dependent DNA damage sensor activity. The record is from RefSeq and is a predicted model, not a curated record. Gene Ontology annotation, cellular component: centrosome; Rad51B-Rad51C-Rad51D-XRCC2 complex; replication fork. Gene Ontology annotation, biological process: DNA strand invasion; double-strand break repair via homologous recombination. The coding region runs from base 24 to 956 and encodes 310 amino acids. NCBI's taxonomy places the organism in Eukaryota, Metazoa, Chordata, Mammalia, Eulipotyphla, Soricidae.
GCGGGGCGCGGCCGCCGCGGCCAAUGGCGCAGGCGGCGGGAAAGACGAGCGCGGGCGCGCGGGGCCCGCAGGCCGCGGGCGGGGACGUCCCCGGGGCCGAGUCCGGCACGGAGCUCCUUGCCCGGCUUGAAGGCCGAAGCUCCCUGAAGGAGAUCGACCCGACCCUGUUUGCUGCCGAAGACUCGCAGGACCACGGCGCCGUGGUGGAGCUGCACGGCCCCGAGGGCGCGGGGAAGACGGAGCUGCUGUACCGCGUGACCGCGCGCUGCCUGCUGCCCCGUGAGGCGGGCGGCCUGGGCGCCGAGGCGCUGUUCCUGGACGCGGACGGCCACUUCGACCUGCUGCGGCUGGUGGCCGUGCUGGAGCGCGGGGGCGCCGAGGAGCUGGUGCGCGGCUGCCUGGGCCGCCUCUGGGUGCUGCGGUGCGCCAGCAGCGCCCAGCUCCUGCUCACGCUGCACGCGCUGCCCGCCCUGCUGUGCCGCCGGCCCGCGCUCGGCCUGCUGGCCCUGGACGGGCUCUCGGCCUUCUACUGGCUGGACCGUGCGGGCGGCGGCGAGAGCGCGCGCCUGCAGGAGGCGCCGCUGCGCCAGUGCGUGCAGCUGCUGCAGCGCCUGGCCGCCGCCCACCGCCUGCAGCUGUUCGUCACCACGCAGAGCCUCCUGCAGCCGCGGCCCCCGCCCGCCGCCGGGGACCCCGGCCACCGGCCCUACCUGUGCCAGGCCUGGCGGCGGGCCGUGACCCACCGGCUGCUCCUCUCCCGGCACGGCGACGGUGACGGUGACGCCGGCCCGCGGUUCUCGGUCCUCGUGCGGCACCUGCGGAGCGGCGCCUCCCGGAGACUGGCCUUCACCGUGGGGGACGGCGGGCUGCAGUUCUGCGGGCAGGAUGUCCGGACUCCGCCGGCUGGCCAGUGCCGGGUGGACGCUGUGCAGCCUGAACCGAGUGGGCGUCCAUAGCUCCUGCCGCCUCGUCCAGCCCGGGGACGCGCCCCUGCUCCUGGGCGUGGGCCCUGGGCGAUGUUUCUGGCCAAGGCCACUCCUGGAAAGGAACGUCCACCUUCCACGCGGAACAUUCCAGAAGGUCGUGCUCCUGGCCCUGCGUGCGCCGUGUCAGGCUGGAGCCCGGGGCCCCUGCGGCGACUGCCCCAGCCCAGCCCGUGCAGACACAGCCCGUCCUGGCGUUGCUUGGGGGGGCUUCAGGCCAGCCCGCGGUGCUGGGGCUCAGACCCCACCAGCUCCCCCCGGACUGCGCCCGGCCCCUCAGCGCCCUUGUAGAGCACAGAGAUGAGAUGCUCCGUGGGGCACCCUGAGCUGCCGUGGGGGCAGCAGCGUCUCUGCACGGGCGGGAGUUCCCGGGCGAGGGGCAGCGGCCUUGUCUAGUGGCUGCUUCUGCCAUGGGGCAGGUCCGAAGCCCCGAGAGCUGCCCCUGGCCCCCCAGAAACGCCUUCAGGCCCAGCCCCUGGCCAGCAGCCAAGCACAGGAGGCCAGGCUCAGCCCCUGUGCCAUAGAGUGCUCCAAACAGUGCCAGGAGACGCAGGAGCACUGAGCUGAGAGUACCGCUUUGUGCGCCCCUCCAAAGAGAGGCUCAUGGCCCGCCCGGGGAGACCCAGGUUCCAGCCUCACCGCCCCGUGCGGUACUGAGCAGAGACCAGGAGCAGCGCUGAGUGCCGGGGUGGCCCCCCCGCCCCCGCCCAGUCUCAGGCAACGGCCCCACCACCAGCCGUCCCUCUGCCCCCCUGUGGGUCAGGGCGUGUCCCCGUGUCACCGUCGCCCUGUGGCCCCCACACCCCCGUCCGCCCGUGCCUUCCCCGCAUCGCCCCCCCCACCAUGUCCCCGCCCCCAUGCCCCCGCCCCCUCCCCCGCAGUUCGCAUCUUCCCGAACUGCGUCCCCUGCCUCCCCCUGACCCCGCGCGCCGCCCACCGCUCGGCAGGGCCGUCUGCGCUGACCCUCCCUGGUGCCCCUGGCCGUGCCCCGGGCCGCCGGCGCACACUCCGUGCCCCACGCCCAUCCGCAGGCCUCGAGCUUCUCGCACACAGACGGGGCACAGCCAGCGCUUGGGCAGCGACAGCGCGGGGGAGACGUGAGACUGUUUCCCUGCGACAGCGCAGUGGGUCAGCAUGUCGCGAUUAACAAGGUUCGACAGGGGGCUGGAGCAAUAGCACAGCGGGGAGGGCGUUUGCCUUCCACUCGGCCAACCCGGGUUCGAUUCCCAGCAUCCCAUAUGGUCCCCCGAGCACCGCCAGGGGUGAUUCCUGAGUGCAGAGCCAGGAGUGACCCCUGAGCAUCGCCGGG